Vespa mandarinia (Asian giant hornet) is the source of this 1657-nucleotide messenger RNA. RefSeq names its product methanethiol oxidase. The record is from RefSeq and is a predicted model, not a curated record. Gene Ontology annotation, molecular function: electron transfer activity; heme binding; selenium binding. NCBI's taxonomy places the organism in Eukaryota, Metazoa, Arthropoda, Insecta, Hymenoptera, Vespidae.
GUGGCGAGACUUAUCUGACAGUAGUCGAGCGACGACCGUCAUUGGAAAUAGUCCCGUUCGUUUCUUCAAUAACAACACAUCGUUAAGUCGUUCCUUGCUUCUGUCCCAUUUAAGUGAACGUUCGAGAGAGGGAUCGACAACCUAACGCCUAAUGUCAAAGCAUACUAAUUGUACGGCCGAUUGUCGGCCGGGCUAUCCCAGUCCUAAAAUGGCGAUGCUGGAUGGGCCGCGUGAAAAAAUUAUGUACGUCGUUUGCAUACAUACGGAUCCCGAUAAGCCUGAUGUCCUUUCAACGGUCGAUGUAGAUCCUAAAAGUCCUACGUAUUGUAAAAUAAUACACAAACUUAGAAUGUUACACGUCGGGGACGAACUCCAUCAUUCCGGUUGGAACAUAUGCAGCAGUUGUCACGAAUUACCGCGCGCGCGCGAUGUAUUGGUAUUACCAUGUCUUAUGUCGGAUAGGAUUUACUUCGUUGAUACGAGUAACGAGACGUCACCAAAAAUAAAGAAGGUCCUGGAGCCGAAGGAUAUGCAUGAAUUUGGCUUAUCGACGCCGCACACCUCGCAUUGCGCACCGACAGGCGAAAUAAUCAUCUCUACGAUGGGUAAACCUAAUGGCGACGGACAGGGAGAAUUUCUUUGUAUAGAUAGCGAAACGUUAGAAACGAAAGGCUCGUGGAUUAAAGACGGAAAUAAAGCAGCAUUCGGUUACGAUUUCUGGUAUCAGCCCUAUCACGAUACGCUCAUAGCUACCGAAUGGGGCACGCCAAGGAUUUUUAAGAAGGGUUACGCUCCCGAUCACGUUACCGAUACAACUAUUUAUGGUAGAAAUCUAAAUAUUUACUCUUGGUCCGAACGAGCAUUAAAACAAAUCAUUUGUCUUGGUGACGACGGCAUUGCACCGCUCGAAAUAAGAUUUCUUCACGAUCCAAAGGCAGCGGAGGGCUACGUUGGAUGUGCUGUCACCUCGAAAGUCUAUAGAUUUUACAAGACGAGCAAGGGCGAUUGGGAUGCCGAGAAAGUGAUCGAGGUACCUCGGAAAAAAGUUGAAGGAUGGAUUGAGCCUUAUAUGUCUGGAAUGAUCACGGACAUACUGAUAAGCUUAGAUGACAAAUAUUUGUAUUUUUCCAACUGGUUGCACGGCGAUGUCAGGCAAUACGACAUAACCGAUCGUCGAAAUCCAAAAUUAACUGGACAAGUCUUCCUCGGUGGAUCCAUAUUAAAAGAUUCGAAAAUUCGUGUCUUAGAAGAAUCGGCCGAAUCGGAGAGUCGACCGGAUCCCGUAUAUGUGAAAGGACGUAGAUUAUACGGUGGACCGCAAAUGUUGCAGCUCAGUCUCGACGGACGUCGACUUUAUGUAACGACGUCCAUUUUCAAGCCCUGGGAUAAACAAUUCUAUCCCGAACUCAUUGAGCAUGGAUCGACGAUGGUCAAACUUGAUGUCAACAUUGAAAAUGGAGGCAUGACGUUGGAUGAAGAAUUUUUGGUUGACUUUGGAUUGGAUAAAGAUGAUAUUUUAUUGGCUCAUGAAAUGAGAUACCCCGGCGGCGAUUGCACAUCCGACAUAUGGUUACCGGAAAAACAAUGAUGAUAUACGUUUAUUAUAUGCAGAAAAAAGAAUAAUAUUUUUUAUGCUUAUAGGCAUUUGCCGUAAAUA